Messenger RNA from Hibiscus syriacus, 1625 nucleotides. Its product is annotated as mitogen-activated protein kinase 7-like. The transcript is spliced from 3 exons. Bases 385 to 1488 code for a protein of 367 amino acids. Gene Ontology annotation, biological process: intracellular signal transduction; protein phosphorylation. NCBI's taxonomy places the organism in Eukaryota, Viridiplantae, Streptophyta, Magnoliopsida, Malvales, Malvaceae. Gene Ontology annotation, cellular component: nucleus; cytoplasm. The record is from RefSeq and is a predicted model, not a curated record. Gene Ontology annotation, molecular function: MAP kinase activity; ATP binding.
CCCCAAGGUCCAAAGCAGUAUGUAGAAUAGUAGAUGCCGUUUUUUGCCCCAAGGGAAAUGCCGUGUGCGCUUCACGUCCAUGCCCUUUUGUCUCGUUGGUCUGAUAAAAAAUUCUGAACCAGAGUAGAGACCGUUUCUCUCUGUUUUGGAUAAGCCUUUUGCUCGAAGACCCAUUUUUUUUUUUUUGGAGUUGUUUUAGAGGUUGAAGAAAAGGAUGGGCAAAAAAUUUGGGUUUUUUGGAAGCAAUGGUGAAGGACCAGAAUUUUACAGAAAUGAUUUGAAAGCUGGUGAAUUUGGACUUUGCUGGUAGAUUGAAGAAAAGGGUAGCAACUAGUUGAGUUUUUUUUAAAGAUCAAGUCAAAGAAGAAGAAGCAACACAGAGCAAUGGCGAUGCCUGUAGAGCCACCGAAUAGGGUGCAGGCUAUAGGUAAGCAUUACUUUUCAAUGUGGCAGACCCUUUUCGAGAUCGACACGAAUUACUAUCCGAUCAAGCCUAUAGGGAGAGGAGCAUACGGUGUAGUUUGCUCGGCGAUCAACAGGGAAACCAAUGAGAAAGUGGCCAUAAAGAAGAUCAACAAUGCGUUUGACUAUCCUGUGGACGCGUUGAGAACUCUGAGGGAGUUGAGACUUCUCAGACACAUCCAACAUGACAACGUGAUUGCCUUGAAGGAUGUCAUGAUGCCAACUCAGAGAACCAGCUUUAAGGAUGUUUAUUUGGUUUAUGAGCUUAUGGACACGGAUUUGCAUCAGAUCAUCAAGUCCUCUCAGCCUCUUUCUAAUGAUCAUUGCAAGUAUUUCAUUUUUCAGUUACUACGUGGGCUGAAGUACCUUCACUCGGCAAAUAUCCUUCACCGGGACUUGAAGCCAGGGAAUCUCCUUGUCAAUGCUAACUGUGACUUGAAGAUAUGUGAUUUCGGGCUGGCCCGGACCAGCAGAGGUAAUGAACAAUUCAUGACGGAGUAUGUCGUCACCCGCUGGUACCGUGCACCUGAGCUCCUGCUCUGUUGUGACAAUUACGGGACCUCCAUUGAUGUUUGGUCGGUAGGAUGCAUCUUUGCUGAGAUUCUUGGUCGGAAACCCGUCUUUCCUGGAACGGAAUGCCUCAACCAGCUUAAGCUAAUUAUCAAUGUCCUUGGAAGCCAACAAGAGGCUGAUCUUCGGUUUAUCGAUAACCCCAAAGCCCGGAGAUUCAUCAAGUCACUACCUUAUUCUAGGGGCACCCAUCUUUCCCAUUUAUACCCACAAGCCGAUCCGUUAGCAAUAGAUUUGUUGCAAAGGAUGCUUGUGUUCGACCCAUCUAAGAGAAUUUCGGUCACGGAAUCGCUCCUACAUCCGUACAUGUCGGACCUAUAUGAUCCAAGGUGUGAUCCACCUGCUCAAGUCCCCAUCAAUCUCAACAUAGACGGGAACUCGGGAGAAGAUGUUAGGGAGAUGAUGUGGAUUGAGAUGCUACAUUACCACCCAGAGGAUGCAUCUGCAACUGAUUAGAUGACAUUGUUUUAAGCUAAUGCUUGGUUUUGGUUGAACCAAUCACGUUGUUUAACCUAGAAGAACACCAUCGAGACAUCUGCCAUUGAACUUUGCAUUUGUACCAAUAUUUUGUUUUAACAUCUCGAUUAUUACCG